Molecule: messenger RNA, 951 nt
Organism: Penaeus vannamei (Pacific white shrimp)
Lineage: Eukaryota; Metazoa; Arthropoda; Malacostraca; Decapoda; Penaeidae
Source: RefSeq, a predicted model, not a curated record
AUGGGAGCCUCACUUGCUAGCGGAUCUGGUAUGGGAGCCUCACUUGGUACCGUAUCUGGUAUGGGAGAUCACUUGGUACCGAUCAGCCUCACUUGGUACCGGAUCUGGUAUGGGAGCCUCACUUGGUACCGGAUCUGGUAUGGAGGUACCCCUCACUUGGUCUGGUAUGGGAGCCUCACUUGGUACCGGAUCGGAGCCUCACUUGGUACCGGAUCUGGUAUGGGAGCCUCAGUGAUCUGGUAUGGGAGCCUCACUUGGUACCGUAUAUGGCACAGGACGCGGAUACCCAGGACUCGGCUAUGGCACAGGACUCGGCUAUGGCACAGGACGCGGCAGGGCUAUGGCACAGGACGUGGAUACCCAGGACUCGGCUAUGGCACAGGACGUGGAUACCCAGGACUCGACUAUGGCACAGGACUCGGCUAUGGCACGGGACGCGGCUACCCAGAACUCGACUAUGGCACAGGACGCGGAUACCCAGUGCUCGGAAUGGACAAUGACAAGGACCACUUCUCAGGCUACGCCACCACGAACACAGUGGUCUUCACGGGCACCGAAUCGGACGCUGGCCCGAACUUCGGCUUCGCACUUGGUAGCGGAGGAUUUGGAGUCGGGCCUGGUAUGGGAGCCUCACUUGCUAGCGGAUCUGGUAUGGGAGCUUCACUUGGUACCGUAUCUGGUAUGGGAGCCUCACUUGGUAGCGGAGGAUUUGAAGUCGGCCCUGGUAUGGGAGUCUCACUUGGUACCGGAUAUGGUAUGAGAGCCUCACGAGGUAUCGGAUCUGGUAUGGGAGCCUCACUUGGUACCAGAUCUGGUAUGGGAGCCUCACUUGGUACCGGAUCUGGUAUGGGAGCCUCACUUGGUACCGGAUAUGGGAGCCUCACUUGGUACCGGAUCUGGUAUGGGAGCCUCACUUGGUACCGGAUCUGGUAUGGGAGCCUCACGUGGUAG